Callithrix jacchus (white-tufted-ear marmoset) is the source of this 464-nucleotide messenger RNA. Lineage: Eukaryota; Metazoa; Chordata; Mammalia; Primates; Cebidae. The record is from RefSeq and is a predicted model, not a curated record.
GAGCGGCGGGGCCAUGAGCGUGACUCGCCCGCUCCGUGCUGCUUCCCCCGCGCCGCCUGCCUGCGCCGCCGGAGCAGCCAUGUCCGAGGAGAAGCCCAAGGAGGGCGUGAAGACAGAGAAUGACCACAUCAACCUGAAGGUGGCCGGGCAGGAUGGCUCCGUGGUGCAGUUCAAGAUCAAGAGGCACACGCCGCUGAGCAAGCUGAUGAAGGCCUACUGCGAAAGGUAGGGCUUGUCAAUGAGAUAGAUUAGAUUCAGGUUUGAUGGGCAGCCAAUUAAUGAAACCAACACUCCAGCACAGCUGGAGUUGGACGAGGACACCAUCGAUGUGUUCCAGCAGCAGACAGGAGGUGCACCAGAGAGCAGCCUGGCAGGGCAUGGUUUCUAGAGGGUCCUCCCCAGCCUGGGCCGUCCGUCCUUGCAUUGCUGUUGAAUGGUGACCAUGCUGACCACAAAGUCGUCUG